Messenger RNA from Colletotrichum navitas, 1682 nucleotides. RefSeq names its product vacuolar import and degradation protein. The record is from RefSeq and is a predicted model, not a curated record. Lineage: Eukaryota; Fungi; Ascomycota; Sordariomycetes; Glomerellales; Glomerellaceae. The transcript is spliced from 4 exons. Gene Ontology annotation, biological process: protein targeting to vacuole; protein catabolic process in the vacuole; negative regulation of gluconeogenesis. Bases 89 to 1273 code for a protein of 394 amino acids. Gene Ontology annotation, cellular component: GID complex.
UUCCCGGUCGACGCGACCGAACCCCAUCGCCCGACAUCUCCACCGCUGCACUCCACGACACACGACCUCCAACUUCCUCUCGCCCAACAUGCCGACGCCUUCAUCCAAUCCUCCUUCCAACCCACAUCCUCCCCGAUCCCAUACUUUCUCGACAUGUCCUGAGGACAGCAGCUCAAUACCCCCGCAACGCAGCUGGCGCCCGCCGACCGAUGCAAGCCACGGCCCUUCCGAGAUGGAUGCCCAUCACGACGAUCGCAUGGACGAGGACGGAUCACCCUUCCCCCGAAGCGACCUGAUUUCAGACGACUUCAGGACCCCGUAUUUACACCCCCUCAGGGGCCUGAUGUCACAGGCCAGGGGCAUGAGCACAGAGGCCAUUCUCGACGAUGAGCACACCUCUGCUGCGUCCUCCUCCCGAUCCACCACCAUGUCGCCGAGGCCGCAGUCGGGCGACACCGCUCACUCGUCACCGGCGAUCGAUACGGAAUCGUUCAAGCAUACGGAAUCCGAUGACGAGAGCCACUUGGUUGGCGAGAGGCUAAGGACGUCCCGAGGGGACGAUGCCAGACGGCGUGACCCUAGACUAUCGCCGACGUCGACGCACGACGACAACAAGGAUGUGGAGUUCGACGCCAAUGACUUGUGGGAAGAGGAGCUGAUGGCGCCGUCGAUGGGCUCGGAUUUUUCCAACAUGCGGAUCAUUCCAUCAACAGCGUCGUCCUUUUUGCGACCUGGAAGCAAGUUCCACGGAACGCAACAAUCCGAACGGCAGGUGUACGACGUGCAGGUUGAAAUUAAGCACGUCGAUCUCAGGGAAUCGUUUCUUUGCGGAUACCUGCGAAUUCAAGGCCUCACCGAAGACCACCCCACAUUGACAACGUACUUCGAGGGUGAGAUCAUCGGCACGAAAUACAGCUUUAUUACCAACCAUGAGACUUGGGGCGCCACCGACAAGAUCGACCUUAACCACUGGGCAAAGUUCAACGCCUUCCGCCCGUUCCAAAAGCAGGCGCGCAAGGGCCCGGUCGUGAUCCGUGACGUCGCACAACGCGAGAACAUCUUCAUGCGGUGGAAGGAACAUUUCCUCGUCCCCGAUCACCGGGUGCGCACCAUUUCCGGCGCGAGUUUCGAGGGCUUCUACUACAUCUGUUUCAACCAGGUCAAAGGGGAAGUGAGUGGAAUCUACUUCCACUCAAAGAGCGAAAAGUUUCAGCAGCUUGAGCUCAAGCACGUGGAGGAUAGGGGCUGCUUUGGCGCUAUGGAAUUCAGAUGAGACCCUGACACCAGGUCGCAUUGGGAAGAAAUGAAGGAAGAGGGGACGGGGGCUCGGCCGGCCAUAGAGGCACCGAGCGCGAUAACAAACAUUAUGCGGCGCGCCGGAGUAUAACCUGGUUGGGACGCAUGAGGCUUUUUGGUUUUAUUCUAUUUUUGCAAAUGAUAUCAAAUGAUGAUGAUGCCUUGGUACGCCUUGGGUAUCAGUAGGGAUAAUUCAAUGCCUGGCGACGGCACGGAGGAUCACGAUACCUAGGUACAGAACGAGAGAAGGAGACGAGCGUGUGGUGGCACACAUACAUGCACUCAAACCGCAUCUACAUUAUUUCUUAUCAGGCGGAGGCAAAGCAUCAACAAUGAACGGGGCACCGACUUUAUUCUGCUGUACAUGGCUUUGGGUGGAGGUAUAU